Messenger RNA from Anoplopoma fimbria (sablefish), 2836 nucleotides. RefSeq names its product zinc metallopeptidase, STE24 homolog (gene zmpste24). Gene Ontology annotation, cellular component: endoplasmic reticulum membrane. The transcript has 10 exons. The coding region runs from base 197 to 1603 and encodes 468 amino acids. Gene Ontology annotation, biological process: CAAX-box protein processing. The record is from RefSeq and is a predicted model, not a curated record. Gene Ontology annotation, molecular function: metalloendopeptidase activity. NCBI's taxonomy places the organism in Eukaryota, Metazoa, Chordata, Actinopteri, Perciformes, Anoplopomatidae.
AGGAAUUCGUUGUCACACCUCACCGUCAAAUUCCCAUCUCGCAUGAAUGGAAUGAUAUUAGCUGUAAAAGCCUUCAUUUAGGAAUGGAAAAUGGAUAGUGGAGGCUAAAUAGCUGCUAGCCUAAAACUACCAGUCAGGCUAGUUGACGUUAGUGUGUCAGCCCGGCCGGACAACAUAGACCAAACACACAGCAAAGAUGGUGUAUGAAAGUAUAUUUGACCUGCCGGUGGAGAAGCAGAUCUUUUAUGCUGUUCUGGGGUUUUCGUGGACGGUGUAUCUAUGGGAAGCAUACCUUUCUUACAGACAGAGGGGGGUCUACAGAUCAACAACACAUGUGCCACAGGAACUCUUGAAGAUCAUGGAUUCUGAUACAUUUGAGAAGUCGCGUCUAUAUCAGCUGGAUAAAAGCAACUUCGGCUUUUGGUCUGGACUCUAUUCUGAGACUGAGGGAACGUUGAUCCUGCUCCUGGGUGGAAUCCCAUUUCUGUGGGAUGUUGCUGGUUCUGUGAUGAUUCGCAUAGGAUUUGGAUCAGAGUACGAGAUUACCCAGUCGCUCGUGUUUCUGACGCUUGCCACCCUGUUCAGUGCCUUUACUGGACUUCCCUGGAGUGUGUACAACACAUUUGUCAUAGAGGAGAAGCAUGGCUUUAACCAGCAGACGUUGGGGUUCUUCCUUAAGGAUGCUGUAAAGAAGUUUAUUGUGACCCAGUGUAUCCUGCUGCCUGUCACCUCGCUGCUCCUCUUCAUCAUCAAGAUUGGUGGAGACUACUUUUUCAUCUAUGCCUGGCUCUUCACCCUGGCUGUUUCUCUGGUGCUUGUCACCAUCUAUGCUGACUACAUUGCUCCCCUGUUUGACAAGUUCGCUCCGUUGCCAGAAGGAGAGCUGAAGACAGACAUUGAGACUAUGGCCAAGAGUAUAAGCUUCCCCCUCACUAAGGUUUAUGUAGUUGAAGGCUCUAAGCGUUCCUCACACAGCAAUGCGUACUUCUAUGGGUUCUUCAAGAACAAACGCAUUGUACUGUUCGACACUCUGCUGGAGGACUACUCGCCUCUCAACAAGUCUGGAGAGCCACAGCCGGAGCAGCCAGAGAGCGAGGAUACAUCCAACGACUCACAAGCCAAGCCCAAGAACAAGAAACAAGGAUGCAACAACCGAGAGAUCCUUGCCGUCCUUGGUCAUGAGCUUGGCCACUGGAAGCUCGGCCACAUGGUCAAGAAUAUCGUCAUCAGUCAGAUGAAUUCCUUCUUGUGCUUCUCCCUGUUUGCUGUUCUGAUUGGACGCAAGGAGCUGUUUGUAGCUUUUGGCUUCAAUGACAGUCAACCCACAUUAAUAGGCUUGAUGAUUAUCUUCCAGUUCAUCUUCUCCCCGUACAAUGAGCUCCUGUCCUUCUGUCUGACAGUCUUGAGUCGCAGGUUCGAGUUCCAGGCAGAUGCUUUUGCACGCGGCAUGGGCAAAGCCUCCGAGCUCUGCUCUGCCCUCAUCAAGCUCAACAAGGACAACCUGGGCUUCCCCGUGGCUGACUGGUUGUUCUCCAUGUGGCACUAUUCCCACCCUCCCCUCCUGGAGCGCCUCAGAGCACUGGGCAGCAUCAAGCAGGACUGACGGGGUUGGAAGGGGGAGGACCGGCUGCUGCCUCCACCAAAGGGCCGCCGCAGACCGCUCCUGGCCCUGUGAUGCACCCUGGCCUUUUUCUACCUACCUGCCCACUCACCCCACCCGACCCAACCUUAUCUUGUUUUAUCUUGUUUUAGUCGUUUCUCUGCCCUACUUUCUGUUUUGUUCCCUUUGAAACAUUGUUUUAAACAAAACCAAAACAUAUCAGCACAAGCCAGCCUAAAACAAAUCUUAAGCCUGAACUGAAGAUCUGCACUCUUUCUAUAGAGACACCUAAUAUGUACUUAUUGAGAGCAAUACAUCCGGGCAAUGUGUGUUUAGCAAAAACUAUUGUUGGAGAACAGGUCACUUUUUGCAGAUUGACCUAAAAUGAUUCAGUUUCUGUACAAUUUGAUUACAUUUCCUUUUUGGAAUGAAAGAAGACAAUGUUACAUUUCAAAACCUGAACUUUUACUUACAGAACUAUGUUUCUGUUGUGAUGUGUACACGGCAUCAAACUGUUGAAGUCAUCAGAGUAUUUUCUCAGUUUAGGUUAAUCCUACACUAUUCUGAGUUUUUAUUUAUUGUGGAUUUGAAAAACAAAAAGACCUGUUGAGAACCUCUAACAUACUCAAGACAAUGUUUUUUGCAAGUACACAGGCCAGAAUUUGAUUUGUCUCUCAAGUGCGACUAAAAGCUCAAAAGGUAAAAACUUUGAUCUAGUCAUCAACUCAAAUUCUCAAUUUCGCAAAGGAACUAUGGAGAUGCUUAGUCAUGUUGAAACAAAUGAGAGUGCCUAUGAUUAUCUGUUUUUGAUCAGAUGAUAGACGCAUUACAAACAGAGCAGUGCAGAAUAUUUCAUUUGAAUUUAGGUGAGACAUCAUUUUUAUAUGUACUGCGGGGAACUUGUUUUAUUUUUUUCUAAAGCAUUUGUUUGCCGACAAGGUUCCAACCAUACCUGUACAUAUGUAACUUAAAUAAGUAGAAUAAUGGCGUAUGAUGUGAAUUGUGAAAAAUGUUGAAUGUGGUUUGAAAUUUUACUUUGAUGCUGUGUUUCUUAGUUUCUGCUCUUCUUUUUGGGCCGGAGUGAGCCCAGAGUUGCCUGGCAAGCAAAGUAUUUACAGGGGACUUGGGAAAGGGGGUCUUAUGAGGUUCCUUUCACCACAUAAGCCAGUGCUUGGUUUGUUCAGCGAGGGGACUGCAUACUUUCUUUGCUGCAUUGAAUAAAAUCCUUCAAAGCAU